This is a messenger RNA of Bactrocera oleae (olive fruit fly), 2037 nucleotides long. The record is from RefSeq and is a predicted model, not a curated record. NCBI's taxonomy places the organism in Eukaryota, Metazoa, Arthropoda, Insecta, Diptera, Tephritidae.
UGUUCGAUUUCGUAAUGUCUAGCUGUUUGUCCACUAAUUAACUUGAGUAAAUAUUUAUUUCGGAAAAAAUAUUGUCUAUUUUAAUUCUCAAGCAAAUUAAGAUAGAAAACUAAGUAAAUUAAAAUAUAUAGCUUUAAUAUGUUUGUGAAAGAUGCGAGACCCCGCCUCUAAUACGCUUGCUAUAUAAAUCUCAUAAACUACUUGUGUGAUAUACAUACAUAUGUUUGUAUACUAACUGCACUCAUUAAAUAUUGUUUUGCGUCGUCUCAGAUAAGUUGUGAAAUGUAAAGUUCGGUGAAAGUGUUGAAACCUCUAAUCAUCAUUCACCAAAUAUAACGAUUUCCGACCAUCUUUUGAAUUUUAACCAAUCAAGCAUUUCAAAUAUUGUUUCAAAAUCCUCAAAAUCGAUCACUUUUGUAAUUUAUUUGUUAUGGCAAAUUUAACAUACUCGUAAUUUUAUUUUGCGGCUUCGUGCUCAAUAAUGUGGUUCUCGAAUCGGUGGGCGUUAGCUUUGCACUGCCCGUCUUAGAAUGUGACCUGAAUCUAUCUCACCGGGAGCAGGGCAUAAUAGGCGCUGUUUCCUUUGCCGGUGUCAUUACGAGUUCACACUUUUGGGGAUUUCUAGCCGAUACCACAGGUCGCAAGCGGAUAAUGCAACCGGCAUUACUCAUGGGCUUUUUUGUUACGGCCCUCUCAAGUUUAUCGCCGAAUUUCAUUACCUUCGCUGUGCUGCGAUUUUUAAAUGGCAUACUACUUUCCGCCGGUUCCGCGACGAUUUUCGCUUACCUCGGAGAGUUCCAUUGCCAGAAAUAUCGCAGUGGCGCAAUACUAGGCAGUGCUUUGGUUAGUGCAGUCGUCUCAAUACUCUUCCCCGUCAUCGCCUGGCUGUUCAUCAAUCAAAACUGGGAGUUCCACGUGCCCUACAUUAAUAUAAUUUUCAAGCCAUGGCGUUCUUACUUCCUGGCCUGCGGUGUGCCAGGAUUUAUUUGUGGUUUGUCAAUGUUUUUCUUGCCGGAGAGUCCGAAGUAUCUGCUAACUGCCGGACGGCCUGAAGAAGCUAUAGAAGUCUUGAAGCGUAUGCAUAGGAUAAAUCUUAAAAGCAAUGAACGUAACAAUGCAUUCACGGUUACCACCAUACUGCCGGACGCCGACACACCAAUGGCAAAAGUGAAAGGUUUAGAAAAGGACAAACCUCUAUUGGCAUCCAUUCUAAAAUCAAUGUGGCAACAGACAGCGCCACUCUUCAUGCGCGAGCACUUGAGGAAAACCUUUCUGUGUAGCCUAAUAUUUUAUAUAAUAUUCUUUACCGCCCACGGCGUCUACAUGUGGUUCCCGUAUAUUCUAAAUAACACCAUGCAAUAUACCGAGAAGGUUACCGAGCCACUGCGCAUUUGUGACAUUAUCAAAUUCGUACGCUCGGGAAAUCUUACGAGUAUGGAAGCAGAUCAUGGACAGACUGAAGAGUGCGCAAUGCACUUGGAAUUAUCAACAUAUAUGCAUACCAUAUUCCUGGAAGUUAUAUAUGUAUCACUACUACUGACCAUUAUGUUUGUCAUUAGUCGAGUUGGACGAAAACCCAUGCUUUUUAUAAUCCUUUUUGUUUGCGGAACUUGUGGCAUUCUAGCCUUUUCCAUAAAAACACCGUUGCUGGCCAUUUAUCUCUUCGUCAUUCAGCUUUCCUGCGGUCUUGGCACAACGGUGGUCAAUGCCAUUGCUGUCGAAAUAUUCCCAACAAAUUUAAGGGGUAUGGCUGUUUGCAUAUCUCUGAUGAUCGGACGUAUUGGCAGCGUCUCGGGAUCAAACAUUUUAGGUAUACUCAUUGAAACACAUUGCGAGAUGGCGCUCUAUGGCCCAGCGGUGGGCCUAAUUGCUGCCGGCGCUUUGGGAUUCCUUUUACCGAAUUCGAACAGCCCUGUUGCUAAACCAAAAGAUCUGGAAAAUACUUCAUAGCUUACGUGUUAACACAAGUUAAUAAUUGAUUUUGACAUAAAAUGCAAAAAUACUAGUUUGAAAUAAAUUUAUUUAAGAAUCAGAAAA